This is a messenger RNA of Cynara cardunculus var. scolymus (artichoke), 1396 nucleotides long. RefSeq names its product pre-mRNA-splicing factor ISY1 homolog. Gene Ontology annotation, biological process: mRNA 3'-splice site recognition; generation of catalytic spliceosome for second transesterification step. Lineage: Eukaryota; Viridiplantae; Streptophyta; Magnoliopsida; Asterales; Asteraceae. The record is from RefSeq and is a predicted model, not a curated record. The transcript has 2 exons. Bases 64 to 966 code for a protein of 300 amino acids. Gene Ontology annotation, cellular component: catalytic step 2 spliceosome; post-spliceosomal complex; Prp19 complex.
CGAGAGCUUUUGCAUUCAAGUUAACCUAAUCAAGCUAGGGUUUGUGUUCAAUUCGAUUUCACCAUGGCUCGUAAUGAAGAGAAAGCUCAGUCCAUGCUCAACAGGUUCAUCACCAUGAAAAACGAAGAGAAGAAGAAACCCAAAGAGCGCCGUCCUUUCUUGGCCUCCGAAUGCCGGGACCUGGCCGACGCCGACAAGUGGCGCCAGCAAAUCAUGCGUGAAAUCGGUCGUAAAGUUGCUGAAAUCCAAAAUGAGGGUUUGGGCGAACACCGUCUCCGUGAUCUUAAUGACGAGAUCAACAAGCUAAUCCGAGAAAAGGGGCAUUGGGAACGGCGAAUUGUGGAGUUAGGUGGGCCUAAUUACUCGAAAUAUUCGGCCAAGAUGACUGAUUUGGAAGGCAAUAUAGUUGAUGUGCCAAACCCUAGUGGGCGUGGACCGGGGUAUAGGUAUUUCGGGGCGGCAAAGAAGCUACCUGGUGUGAAGGAGUUGUUUGAGAAGCCUCCAGAACUGAGGAAACGAAGGAGUAGGUAUGAUAUAUACAAGAGGAUUGAUGCAAGUUAUUAUGGGUAUAGAGAUGAUGAAGAUGGAGUUUUGGAGAAAGUGGAGGGACCAGCUGAGAAAAGGAUGAGGGCGGAGGCGGUGGCGGAAUGGAUGAGGAUGGAGGAGAUUAAGAGGGAGGCGAGGAGGGCGGUGAAGAGUGGGGAGGUGGCGGAAGUGGGUGGGGCUGCGAAGACGAUAUUGUAUGAAGAGGAGGAGGAUGUGGUGGAGGAGGAGAGGAGGGAGAGGGAGUUGGAGGAAAAAGAGAAGGAGAAAGAGUUUGUGGUGCAUGUACCAUUGCCUGAUGAGAAGGAGAUUGAGAGGAUGGUUUUGGAGAAGAAAAAGAUGGAGUUGCUCAGUAAGUAUGCUAGUGAGGAUCUGUUGGAGGAGCAGAUUGAAGCUAAGGCAAUGCUCAAUAUUCAGCGGUAGCUUGUACUACCAUCCAUGUACCACGGAGUGAGUUGAAUGAAUGUCGCCCUGGGUGGUGUGUGCCUCGGGAGCCAGCCCGAAGCAUGUGCAGACAGGCAGGGUUAGUUUCACACAUUUCAGUACAGAAAGAGAGGUCAACCAAGACACACUCUCCCUCCUACUACAAGGUUUAAAGAGGCAUUACACACUUGUUGAGUACUUUCAUUGGAGUUCAGUGUUUCUGCAUUUGGAGGUUGCAGCCUUUUGUUACCCCUCGGGUUUUAGUUACUGUUAACGCCAAUUGAUGGUAUCGUUAUGUUAUACACUCGCGUCAAGCUUGUAAUCAGUUAAUCUUUUUUAGAUUUGUAUGUUUAGAGUGAUUUUAUUGAAUUUAGAAGCAGUAAUGUUUUGGGCUGCUCGACCCAUUACCAAAUACCUCUUUACCUUCAUC